This is a messenger RNA of Cryptomeria japonica (Japanese cedar), 531 nucleotides long. RefSeq lists its product as uncharacterized. NCBI's taxonomy places the organism in Eukaryota, Viridiplantae, Streptophyta, Pinopsida, Cupressales, Cupressaceae. Bases 1 to 531 code for a protein of 176 amino acids. The record is from RefSeq and is a predicted model, not a curated record. The transcript has 3 exons.
AUGGGCAACGCAAUUUUGUCGAGAGCUCAUAAUGGGCAUGUUAAGAUCAUGAAAUUAGACGGACACGUGAUGAAGAUGAAGGUGCCUGUGACAUUAGAUGAAAUCCUCCAAGAUUAUCCAGGCUAUGUCAUUUUGCACUCCGAAGCACCAAAGGUGGACAAUCACCCACUAAGCGUCCGUUCUGGGAUAGCAAUGAACGCAAAGUCCAGGCUUGAAAGUAUGUUGUUAGGGCGCAGAUCCAUUUCUGAUAUUUCUCACAUGAAUUGUGAGCCAUCAUCUUCUGAGAUCUUGAGUGAACAUAAUGGAGGUGUGAGGGUUAAAGUGCGUAUGAGAAAGGCUGAGCUUAUUGAAAUGAUGGCAGAGAGCCAAGACAGUUCUCAGACCGCCGAAAGAAUCCUUGAGUCCUGCCUCAACUCUGUCAAAUCCCAGCAAAUGGAGAGCAGAAAUGUAAUGGAUGAUCAAGAGGAAAAGGAAGACAAUUUGGUAAAGCAGGUUAGAUUUCGUUCUGUGCACAAUCGAGAUGACUUUUAG